GCCACAUUCAAAAAACAAAAACAUUUACUCCAAGACGUUCACGUUUACAACGCAAGGCUUAGAAUUCAGGCUUGCUCAUUUAAUUACUCUCAUAUGGCACCAAAUUCGCGUUAAGAACAAUAGCGCUUUUAAACGCUAUUCAAACUGAGAUGAAAGAUAACUAAAAAAGCUAUGGUGGCCGCACUAAAAGCUCUGAUAAACGUCAGAUAAAUUAAUCAACGUAAUAAAAUUGUGAAUAGAUGGUAAAAAUAAUUAAAUUAUUUACUUCGUGGAAUGAAAAAAUAUUAACACUUAUGCGAAAGGAUAUGUCAUCUCUAAAAACUUGUGCUGUGUGUGGUGACAAAGCCCUCGGAUACAAUUUUAAUGCUAUAACCUGUGAAAGUUGCAAGGCCUUUUUCAGGCGGAAUGCUUUGUCUAAAAAGCAAUUCAACUGCCUAUUCAAUCAAAACUGUGAGGUUACGGUGAUAACCAGGAGAUUUUGUCAGAAAUGUCGUUUGAAGAAGUGCCUAAAUAUUGGUAUGAAAAGUGAGAACAUCAUGUCUGAGGAAGACAAAUUAGUUAAGAGGCGUAAAGUAGAAAGUAAUCGUGUUAUGAAUAAACUUAAAAAUGACAAAAGCAGUAAAUUAAAUAAACCCAGUGAGAACGAGUUGCAUGAAGAGACCAUAACUAUUAAUAGUAAUGGUUGCGAUUCUUACUCACAACAAAGUAGUGGCUCCUGCGAUGGAUUGAGAACGUUAAGCCCAAGUACAUCUCCACAAUUGUGUUCUGCGGUGCUAGCCAAAAAUUUAAACCCGGAAUAUAUGACAAGCAAAGAGAUUGUAGAUUUCAUUUUGUGUGACCCGGAGCAAACAUCACAAGCCAUAAAUAAGUUAAUGAGAACGCCAACAGAAGCUCUCUCAACCCUAGAAAUAAUUAUUGAUUCCCAAGUUGAUGCCUUAAGAUUAAUAUCACAUCUGAUUAAUUAUCCAGGCGAUGCUCUAAAAAUCAUCAGUAAAAUCAUGAACUCUCCACUAAGCCCCCUUGCAGUAUUUACAAAGUCUAUGAGCUCGCCCAAGGACGUUUUGGACAUUAUAUCGAAAGUUAUCAGUUCACCUGAAAAUGUAUUACAGUUUGUACGAAAUCUCAUGGAUUCGCCAGCAAAUGCUGCACAUAUAAUGGAUAAAUUCAUGAAUUCCCCUGCUGAGGCUUUGAGUCUGUUAAACCGCUUACUGAAAGGAGGUGACACAUUAACAAGUCCACAUCAACAAAAAUUGUUACAGUUUCAGAUAGAUCAUGAAAGUGUAGUAGCCAAAACUGCUAAUUCUACUACACUCGCUGCUGAUAAUAAUAAAUAUGUAAGGGAAACAUAUAUAGAUGACCCGAUAAUUUUAAAAGACGUCCAUGUAGAGCAGAAUAAUUUUGAUAACACGUUACCAUUGCCAUUUACUUCGGAUUCCUUACCUGCUUUGAAAUGCCAUAAUUCCGUAGCCUCGCACUCAAAUCAGCGUGUAAGUCGUGUAAUGUGUGGUGACUCAACUAUGGCUUCUGAAGUGGACAUUGCAGCUGCCGAAUUUGCAAACGAAUACUUUGACAUUAAAACUUUUGCACAAAAUUCACUUUCCGACGAUUCUAUCUUUAACUUUACGGAUAAUCUUAACUCAUUAGAAUCGGUACUCACUGAAGUAAUACGAAUUGAAUAUCAAGCUUUUAACGAUUUACCAUCAAAAGAUAAUACGAAAAAAGAAGAAAACGUUACCCCUCCCAGCAAUAGCAACAACUCGCAAAAUGUGAUAAUUUCGCCUUUAAUGUUAAAUAAAAAUGUUUCAACUACCCAACAUGACAUUAAACCAUCGCAAAAUCACCGGGGAACGUCUACGUCGCAUAAUCUUAAUGAAAUUGAAAUAAUGAAAUUGAGCGAGUUGAAGACGGCGAGUGAGGCCCUUUAUCUGCCGGUUGAUGACGACUUGACUGUGCUAAUGAGCAAUGAUAGGAUUAAGCCUGAAGAAAGUCAGCAAGACUUCAAAUUGCUGCAAGUCAUCAACUUAACUGCAGUAGCCAUAAAACGCCUUAUAAAAAUGGCAAAAAAAAUUGCAGCUUUCCGUGAUAUGUGCCAAGAAGAUCAAGUGGCUUUACUAAAAGGUGGCUGUACAGAAAUGAUGAUAAUGCGUUCUGUAUUAACCUACGAUGAUGAUCGUAACACAUGGAAGAUUCCGCAUACCAAAGAGGAUAUGUCGAAUAUACGAGCUGAAGUUCUAAAACUAGCAAAGGGAAAUGUCUAUGAAGAACAUUUGAAGUUUAUUAGUACAUUUGAUGAAAAAUGGCGUAUGGAUGAAAACAUUAUAUUGAUAAUGUGUGCUAUUCUUCUUUUUACACCGACAAGAUCUCGUGUUAUACAUUCGGACGUGAUAAAAUUGGAGCAGAAUUCAUACUAUUAUCUGCUACGAAGAUAUUUGGAAUCAGUUUAUUCAGGCUGUGAAGCUAAAUCUGCCUUCAUAAAACUCAUUGAGAAAAUUUCAGACGUUGUGCGUCUAAAUAAAUUCAUCAUCGGCGUAUACCUGAACGUGAAUCCUUCUUUGAUCGAACCAUUGCUGAGAGAAAUAUUCGAUUUGAAAAAUCAUUGAUGUCAUCGACUAACUUUUCACACUUUAUGUGAAGUGAAUUUAAUUCAUUUUAUGUACGUGUUUCUCAACUGUAAAUACAAAUCCCACUAGAUUGUUAAAGUUUAUUUCAAUUGGAAAGCAAAGUAAUAAUAUGAAAAUUAAAGGAAAUGUGACAGCUUUAUACACUUUAGUUCGAAUUUCAUUUAUUCACUGCCAAGUAUUUUUCGCACCCGUGAUGGCAUUAUCGAGGAAUUUUAUUUGUUGUUUGUUAGAUUUUGUACAAGUUAUGGAAAAUUUUGUUUAAAAAUUGGGAUGGAGAAAUGAAUUAGAAUUAGGCAGCUGAACAAAACGGAUUCGAUUAAGAUAGAUUUCUUACAUAUUUCAAUACUCGUAACAUUAUCAUAGAGAUUAGAAGCUAGCUUCUCAUCACUACGCAACGUAAAAAGCAUCCGUCCGCCAUUCACAGGAAUUGCACAAUCAAAGCGAAUUAUUAUCACUAACAAGGAAAUGCUUACGGAAAACUUUAUUAUUAUGCGAUGAUUUUCAGGGCAGGAAAUCAACUACAUUCACCAAGCUCCAAAAAAAUGCUUGAUAUAAUAAUUUCAAUGCAAACAGCGAUUUAAUUUCGUACGCGGGAUCCUCAAAGGAACUAAGCUAAUGAUAAGCAGACAAAAUGGAAAAUGUCAUGAAAAACUGCUCGAACCACCAUUACGUUAUUCAGCCGAGACGUUUUGUUCUAGAAACUUGAAACAAUAUCAAAUCUCGA
Messenger RNA from Glossina fuscipes, 3345 nucleotides. It is a transcript of the gene Hr96, whose product is annotated as nuclear hormone receptor HR96. Gene Ontology annotation, molecular function: zinc ion binding; RNA polymerase II cis-regulatory region sequence-specific DNA binding; nuclear receptor activity. Lineage: Eukaryota; Metazoa; Arthropoda; Insecta; Diptera; Glossinidae. The transcript has 5 exons. The record is from RefSeq and is a predicted model, not a curated record. The coding region runs from base 240 to 2600 and encodes 786 amino acids. Gene Ontology annotation, biological process: positive regulation of transcription by RNA polymerase II; negative regulation of transcription by RNA polymerase II; cell differentiation.